AUGGACGACCAGGUGAUGAUGCCAACAAAGCCCAGCCAACACGGUGGCUCAGAGGACCAACCCCCAGUACUCCCACAGAAGAGCGCUCUCCGAGCAUCACGACUACUUGACAACCUCGUUGGCUUGAAGUUGACAAUGCCAGACCCGCCUACCUUUACACAAACACCACACGACGAGUACAUGUCCUCAGAAGAAGACGCUUCGUCGACAGCUGGUGACUUCUCAGACUUCGAGUACGACUCAAGUAGCGACGAUGUCUGCCCUUCGCCUGCGAAAGACCGAAGGAGCCACGAGGUCACGGCCCGGGUAGUGUCAGUCAUCUUCUCAGGGAAGCCUUCAGUCGUGGAUGUACCACAAAAUCGACGAUCAAUGUCACCCACCUCGUUCGAGAGGCGGCAGAGCAUUAUGGAUCUGACCUCGGAUUCGUUGGGGCAAGACUCUGAAGUCAAGAGGCGGCGGAUGUCUGUCUCGACCACAUCAUCCGACUCUGUCUCCACCAAACCGACACGGGUGGCUCACCCCCCUCGGAGCAGCAGCAUGCAGCCCAUAUCUACUCACAACACCAUCAAGAAGACGAAACCGGCCUUCCUACAGAUCGAUCCUUACGCCAAUGGCAGCGUUUACUCGCUAGACAUGGUACAGGAACCCAAGGAGGCAGAGCAGGAGGACGAGCGGCCCAAGACACCCAGGACACCCACCAAGAUGUUCAAGGGUGUCGCGAGGACACUGAGCCUGAUGAAGAGGCGAAGCACCCCGAGGAUGAACCAAGCCUUCUUGUCACCCUCCACAGAAAAUGUUUCACUGGGGACCUCGCCGUCGAAGCGCAGUAUUCUAGGCGAGCCUCUGUGCGAAGCACCGCAGGAGAUGGUUCAGGAGGAGACAGCCGAAUUCGCUGCGCCACCACCACCGCAGAGGCCGCCGCCACAACCUCUCUCGUCCGCAGUCACCUACGACGAGAUUGUCCGCGUUGCCAAGAGGAACGAGAGGAUCGAAAGGAAUGAGAAGCUUCUGUCGGUUGCACGAACACCAACAAGUGAACUCGCCGAAUCACCUAUCUCUCCCAUGUCUCCUUUGUCUGCAACAAGCACCAACACCACCGCUACCACCGGCAAGAGAAUGUCAAGCUUCAACGCCGCGCGGAGGAGAAUGAGCAUCAAGCUCACCGGAAAAUUACAACUAUAA
Molecule: messenger RNA, 1182 nt
Organism: Diaporthe amygdali
Lineage: Eukaryota; Fungi; Ascomycota; Sordariomycetes; Diaporthales; Diaporthaceae
Exons: 1
Coding region: 1-1182 (393 amino acids)
Source: RefSeq, a predicted model, not a curated record